Messenger RNA from Neurospora hispaniola, 1864 nucleotides. Its product is annotated as putative myo-inositol 1-phosphate synthase. The transcript has a single exon. NCBI's taxonomy places the organism in Eukaryota, Fungi, Ascomycota, Sordariomycetes, Sordariales, Sordariaceae. Gene Ontology annotation, cellular component: cytoplasm. Bases 155 to 1768 code for a protein of 537 amino acids. Gene Ontology annotation, biological process: inositol biosynthetic process; phospholipid biosynthetic process. The record is from RefSeq and is a predicted model, not a curated record. Gene Ontology annotation, molecular function: inositol-3-phosphate synthase activity.
AUUAUCAGAGUCCAUCACCCGUACGCAGGAGCCCGUUGUUCUGCCUCGCCCGGAAGUUCAGCGGACUCGGUCUUUACCCCAUAAAAGACCGUCAACAGCCAAGAUAGCCAACCAACCACUUACCUGCACCUGAACAACCACCUUUACCGUCAACAUGACUACCAACGGUAUCAACGGCACCAACGGCGCUCAUGCCAACGGUGAUGGACAUAUCAACACCACCCCCAAGACUUUCGUUGUCAACUCCCCCAACGUAGUCUACACCGACGAGGAGAUUCGCUCCAAGUACACCUACCGCACCACCCUGUGCACUGUCGAGGGCGACAACUAUGUCGCCGUCCCCAAGGAGACUGUCUACGACUUCAAGGUCGACAGAAAAGUCCCCAAGACCGGUCUGAUGCUGGUCGGCUGGGGUGGCAACAAUGGCACCACCGUGACAGCCGGCAUCCUCGCCAACAAGCACAAGUACAGCUGGGCUACCAAGGAGGGUACCCAGGAGGCCAACUACUACGGCUCCGUCAUCAUGGGUUCCACCAUCAAGCUCGGCAUCGACGCCAAGGGCAAGGAUGUCAACGUUCCCUUCCACAACGUCCUCCCCAUGGUUCACCCCAACGAUCUCGUUAUUGGCGGCUGGGAUAUCUCCGGCAUGCCCCUCGACAAGGCCAUGGAUCGCGCCAAAGUCCUUCAGCCUACCAUGAAGGAGCUUGUUCGCGAGGAGAUGUCCAAGAUGGUCCCCCUGCCCUCCAUCUACUACCCCGACUUCAUUGCUGCCAACCAGGAGGACCGUGCCGACAACGUUCUCCCCGGCUCCAAGGCCUCCAUGGAGCACGUUGAGCAGAUCCGCAAGGACAUUCGCGAGUUCAAGGCCGCCAACGGCCUCGACAAAAUCAUUGUCCUCUGGACUGCCAACACCGAGCGUUACGCCGACUUGAUUGACGGCGUCAACGACACCGCUGACAACCUCCUUAAGUCCAUUGAGGCCGGCCACGAGGAGGUCUCCCCUUCCACCAUCUUCGCCGUUGCCUGCAUUCUCGAGAGUACUCCCUUCAUCAACGGCUCCCCCCAGAACACCUUCGUCCCCGGCGCCAUCGAGCUUGCCGAGAGACACGGUGCAUUCAUCGGCGGUGACGACUUCAAGUCCGGCCAGACCAAGAUGAAGUCUGCCCUGACCGACUUCCUCAUCAAUGCCGGCAUCAAGUUGACCUCGAUUGCGUCCUACAACCACCUGGGCAACAACGACGGCUACAACCUUUCCUCGCAGAAGCAGUUCCGCUCCAAGGAAAUUUCCAAGUCCAACGUGGUCGACGACAUGGUGGCCGCCAACAGUGUCCUGUAUAAGGAGGGUGAGCACCCCGAUCACACCGUUGUGAUCAAGUACAUGCCCGCCGUCGGCGACGACAAGCGCGCCCUUGACGAGUACUACGCCGAGAUCUUCUGCGGCGGUCACCAGACCAUCUCGCUCUUCAACGUGUGCGAGGACUCUCUCCUUGCCUCGCCCCUGAUCAUCGAUCUCGUCGUCAUCACCGAGAUCAUGACCCGCAUCCAGUGGAAGGCUGCUGAGGCCGGCGCCGCUGCCGAGAAGGACUUCAAGCACUUCCACAGCGUCCUGAGCGUCCUCAGCUACAUGCUCAAGGCCCCCCUCACUCCGCCCGGCACUCCCGUCGUCAACGCGCUUGCCAAGCAGCGUGCUGCCCUUACUAACAUUUUCCGCGCUUGCGUCGGUCUCGAACCUGAGUCUGACAUGACCCUUGAGCACAAGCUCUUUUAGGCUGUCAAGUGUCAAGCAUGCGCGGCUGCAAGCAUAUUCUUGAGUGGAGGAUUUAGAGAUCCGAGCUUUUAGAUGGAGGGAUUUUGGGGUAAUGCG